CGAACGAUCAUCAUUUUGACAAAACUUCUAAAUCUUACGUCUAAUAACGCCUCAAAAGAAAAUAAUUACAUUAUAUUUCAAUUUACACGGUUUAGUGUUCAAAAUGCCGUUUAUACGUUCGACGAACUUAAAUUUAUUUAUUGAAAUAUUUCUUCGUGUCGCACUAUUCACUGCAUUUUGCUACAUGGAAACUAUGCACCCGUUUAUCCGUGUGAUUCACCAGUCAGAAAUGGAGACGUCAUACAAGUAUCCGCGUCGCGAUUCUCUGGUGCCCGCUGGGGUGCUUUGGGCUAUCGUAAUUGCCGCUCCGGGGAUACUGUCGUUGCUCGCUUGGGCGGCUUGCAAUGACUGUGUGGAUGCAUUAGAAAUACUAUUGGCAUGGUCGCUCGCAAUCGGUAUCAAUGGAGUUGUAACUGAUGCUAUCAAAUUAAUAGCAGGCCGACCCCGUCCAGACUUCUUUUACCGCUGCUUCCCUGAUGGUAUAGAGACUGUGGACUUGCAGUGUACGGGAGAUCCAGAUCUAAUCAUGGAGGGACGGAAGUCUUUCCCCAGCGGACAUAGCAGUUUGUCCUUCUGCUCUCUGGGUAUGGCGUCAGCGUGGCUAUGCGGGCGACUGGGGGUACUGUCGCGACGUCGAGGCAGUGGACUUAGAGUGGUGACGUCAUUUGCGCCGCUGGUUGCCGCUGCCUGUAUUGCUAUGUCACGGAGCUGUGACUAUCAUCAUCAUUGGCAGGAUAUCCUGGUGGGCUCAGUAUUAGGCUACACCAGCGCUAUAUUCUGUUAUCGACAAUAUUAUCACCCUUUAUCGUCUGAUUUAGCCGGAAUACCGUACGCAUCUGUUAAACCAGGCCGUCCAGACAGCCCAUCAAAAGAUAUAAAAGAAGAGACACCAUUACUGCCAAGGAAAGAGGAUAAAUGGAUAUAAAGAUUAAAGGAUAAAAGGAAGUGAAUAAAAAAUGUGAAAAUUAAAACGGAAACGAAAUGUUUUGA
This is a messenger RNA of Hyposmocoma kahamanoa, 990 nucleotides long. Its product is annotated as phospholipid phosphatase 5-like. The transcript is spliced from 6 exons. NCBI's taxonomy places the organism in Eukaryota, Metazoa, Arthropoda, Insecta, Lepidoptera, Cosmopterigidae. The record is from RefSeq and is a predicted model, not a curated record. The coding region runs from base 104 to 925 and encodes 273 amino acids. Gene Ontology annotation, molecular function: phosphatidate phosphatase activity. Gene Ontology annotation, biological process: phospholipid metabolic process.